UUCGCCGACAUAACCAGAUUUAUAAACAUUUUUUUUUCUGGAAGAUGUUACGGUAUUGAAGCACUUGGCAUAAAUUUUAAAUUUAGACUGUGAAAGAAUUAUCGCAAAAUUUGCGAUACUGGAGAUUUUUUUUUUCGAAACAAAUUACACUUUGCCAUUUCGUUGCUAUUGAAACAAAGAAUCAGAUGAUGAUAAAAUACGCACUUAGUGACGACGUUACCACUAUUAAUUUGACGUCAGUUACUUCUUGGAUGUGUCUUUUUGUACGACAAAAUUAAAGCGCAACAUCUAAGAAAGAGGAAGUGCUGGACAAAAAACUGCUUUAAAUUUAGCAAAAUAAAUGCUCAAUGAGAAAUCUCACAGAAAAGAAAAAUCCUUACUAAUUAAAGUUCUCUGCAGAUCGAUGAAAUGCAAUAAACGCUGAAAGGGGUAAAAUGAAAUGCAAGGCACUCAUUAACCCAGUUUCUGUUUGUUUUUCACACGAAUCACUCCACUAUUUAAAGUCACAAAUGCUAUCGAUUUUCCUUUUAGACACACAAAAUCAGUGUUUUUUUUAAAGUAAUAUAACGGCAGAAAUUUAAAAUUGACAAGAAAUUGAACGAAACUUCGUCAUAUGACAAUGUCAAAAUUCAAGUAGGAGGAGGUAGGGCUUAAAACAGGAGAUACAUUGAAAACUCUCACAUCAUUAAUUUUCACAUCAAUUUUUUCUAUUUGCUAUUUUGCAAUAAAAAUGAAUUUUAUUGAGAUUUUCACUAAUUUAGUGAUAUGAACUAGGCCCACGAAAACAUGUUUAAAUAUGUUAAAAUAGCAUUAAUGUGGUUGUUGAAAUUUAUUUGAAUUCAGCUAAUUAACAUGUUAAAAUUGCUCAUUAAUUUCUAUUUUAUCGUAGUUGAACAAGUAGUCUUUUGCACCAAAAUGUUUCUACUACAUUUUUUUAAUUUAUUAAUUGGGCUUUUUUCUCCUAUUUUUAAAAGGAAUUAAGGCUUAUCAUAAAGUAAUUUAGCUUCGCAAUUGGGUUUUUGCAGCUCGAUUGUAUUAUGAUAGGAUCGAGAUUAAUUUAAAAAUAAGAGACGAAGCCCAAUUUGAAAGCUGUUUCAAUUCAAAGGUGUCCCACUGCCCAUUACAGUGAUUUAGUGAUAAACUUGUAAAAAGUGAAACUUCGGGAGUAGUUCGUUAAGUUCCUUCAAAGGCGUUUUUAAAGAUUUUAUACAAGGUUUCUUUGCCUACAGCUCUUUCUGUUGGCUUUGGGGAUCAUUUUGCACGGCAUUUUAAAUAAAAUUACUCAUUUUUCCAGAGUUAUUUGCAAUCAAAAAUCUCACGCGCUAAGUUAAUAAAUAUUGAGCAAAUUUCUUGCAGAAUUUGUCCUGUAGGGGAAUUCUGCAACGAUAUGACAAAUUAUGGUGGUAAAUUUCGGAACAGGAUAACAUUAAAGACCAGUGAGCAUGAGUAUCAAAUCGAUGUUCCAAGAAGCUCUAUGAACCUCUCAGUAAUUGAUAUGAGUCGUAUUUUCAGUUUUCUCGAAUUUACCACAUAAAAAUUCGAAAUUUGAUAUAUGGCAUUGCCAUACGGUUACAGAAUUCCCCUACUUCGAACAUUUCAUAUUUUUCCUGUGGUCCUUUAACGAAUCUAAUGUGAUAGAAACAAUCGUAAUAAUAACGUGAUAGAAAGAGUAAUAUUUUCAAAAACAUAAAAGUUGAAUUCAAAUUUGACAAAAAAAAUUGACGCAUCUCAACGAUCUUAACGAAGAAAUGUGAAACGUGAGAUUUGAAUUCUUGACACAACUUUUUAAAUAAUAUAGAAAAUCCUAGAAAAAUCGGUAUUCGAGAUUUAAGAAAGCAAAUUUAUUCGAAAACCUAAGCGGCCGAAUUUAUAUUUGACUUUUGACAAGACAUUUAACGAAACUAAACUGAAGAUGAAAAAGAUGUAACCUAAGCUGAUAAAUUCGGAAAAGAUUAAUACCAUACUAAGCAGAUCGCGCACCAACUUGCUUUAAAUGGUUAAAUUUCAAUUUGAAAAGAAAUUAAACGAAACUGAAUGAAGAGCGAAACUUAAAGACGAAAUCGUACAGUUUCUUAGAAAAAAAAACACAUUAAUUUCUGAAUAAUCAAAAAAAAAAACAUAUAUUCAUAUAGGCAAACAGAUAUUAUUAAAACUUUAUCAGAUGAUUAUAAAUUAACUAAAUAAUUUAACGAAACCCAAAAAAGCAUAAAUAACGAAACAUCAAUAUUAUUAUACGACAUUAUAAAAAAUACAAGAUAAAAUUUUGAAAAACUAUUAAGGAAGAAUUUUACUAUUUUACUAUUAAGUAUGUUCGCCGCGAUAGCAGAACUAAUAUUAUUUUCACAUAAUUAUACUUGCUGCAAUAAAUUACAUGAUUAUACAUUAUGCCAAAUUCCACUUUUUUUUUUAAAUUCAAGACACUUAACGAAGAACAAAAUGAUCAAGUUGAAUAUACAAUUUUUCCAAAAAUACCAUGGAAUAUUUUGAAUUAAUUUGAACACGUUAAUUCAUCAUAAUACAUCAAUUUUCAUCAGGCGCUUUUUUGUUAAAUUACAGUUUGACAGUGAAUAAAAUGAAACUCAACGAAACACGAAAUGUUAAAAUGAAACCAUCUUAAGUGUGUCCAGAAAUAACACAAAAAAAAAGAAACAAUCACCGGCAAAUCUGUGCAAUUUAAAACAUCACAAACACAUCCGUUGAGCACAAAUUUGGCUCAUACCAAUUGUAUUCCAGCAAAAUAUAUAAAUUCUGAGGGAAGGAGAUAUAAAAAAAAAUUUGUCGCAAUGAAAAUACUUAUGAGAGCAGACACUCAUGUGUCUUUUGCACUUCCGGCUGAGGAGCCAAAGGCCAAGUGCACAACAUCUCAGAUCCUUGCUGCCCUUUCAGUCUCAAUGGGAUCAAUGGUGGUGGGCUUUGCAUCUGCAUACACUUCACCAGCAUUGGUAUCUAUGCUUGACCGGAAUCAAACAUCCUUCGACAUGGACAUCAAUCAGGCUUCCUGGGUUGGCGGAAUAAUGCCUCUGGCUGGUCUAGCAGGUGGAAUAUCAGGAGGACCCCUGAUUGAGUACUUAGGAAGAAAGAACACAAUCCUAGGAACAGCCAUACCCUUUAUCGUCUCCUGGCUCCUAAUCGCUUGUGCAUCGAAUGUCUGGAUGGUGCUUGCUGGACGAGCCCUUUCUGGUUUUUGCGUUGGUAUAGCCUCACUCUCGCUCCCUGUCUACCUCGGAGAGACUGUUCAACCUGAAGUACGUGGUACACUAGGUCUACUACCCACAGCUUUCGGUAACAUCGGUAUCCUACUGUGCUUCAUAACGGGCAAAUACUUAGACUGGUCGAGUUUAGCCUUUCUCGGCGGAGCCCUACCUAUACCCUUCCUGAUUCUUAUGUUCCUAAUUCCCGAAACACCGAGAUGGUAUGUUUCCCGCAAUCGGGAAGAUCAGGCAAGAAAAGCCCUUCAAUGGCUGAGAGGCAAGGAAGCGGAUGUUGAUCCUGAACUUAAGGGUAUCAUGAAAUCUCACAAUGAAGCCGAACGAUCAGCAUCCCGCAAUGCCAUUCGGGAUCUCCUCAAGAGGAGCAAUCUCAAACCACUGCUCAUUUCAUUGGGACUUAUGUUCUUCCAACAAUUGAGCGGUAUCAACGCUGUGAUCUUCUAUACUGUGACCAUCUUCAAAGAUGCCGGAUCGACAAUUGAUGAAAACCUCUGCACCAUUAUCGUGGGUGUCGUUAACUUUGGAGCCGUCUUUGUUGCAACAAUCCUAAUCGAUAGACUUGGUCGCAAAGUCCUACUCUACAUUUCUGACAUUGCCAUGAUCAUUACGCUUAUGACGCUCGGUACUUUCUUCUAUCUGAAGAAUACUGGUGCUGACGUCAGCAAUGUAGGAUGGCUCCCAUUGGCCAGUUUUGUGGUAUUUGUCGUAGGCUUCAGUCUUGGAUUUGGACCUAUUCCAUGGCUUAUGAUGGGAGAAAUUUUGCCAGGAAAAAUUCGAGGUUCUGCAGCAUCAGUUGCUACCGCUUUCAACUGGCUCUGCACAUUUAUCGUUACCAAAGCAUUCGUCGAUCUUGUUGAAUCAAUUGGUCAACACGGUGCCUUUUGGAUGUUUGGAGGAAUUUGCUUUGUUGGCAUCUUCUUCAUUAUCUUCUACGUGCCUGAAACACAAGGAAAAUCCCUGGAGGACAUUGAGCGCAAAAUGAUGGGACGUGUCAGACGUAUGAGUUCAGUGGCCAAUAUGAAGCCCUUGUCAUUCAACAUGUAGAAAAAAUUAAGAUGGAAAAAAUCUUCAUAGAAAGGUGUUUCAACAGUGCUAAAAGGAAGUGUUGUCGUCAGUUCCGAACUUGAAGAGGGGACUGAAGAAUUUAUGCAAUUAUUGUUUUUCUUUUCUUAACAAUCAAGAUUAUCGUACCUCGAUGAGAAACAAAUUGCCUUACUAAUUGAUAAUUGAGAAAAUUGUGGAAAUUAGAGAAACAAAAAGAAAACUUAAUAUAUUUUUUGAGAAAAAUUUAUAUCUAUUGAUAUUUUUUAGGAAUUUUAUCUUCAAAUUAGUAAAUCUAAUACAUUUUUUUUUACAAUUUGUGAUGAAACAUUUUAUGGGAAACUCUGGUGAAAUUUGAUACCAAAAUUAUUAUGAUUGAGAUAUUUUAGAAAAAAAAAUCUAGAUACAAUUUGUAAAAAGACAUUUUUUUUUAUAAAUAAUUGUGAAAAUGAAAAAAAAAAACAUAUUUUUUGUACUUAUCGACGUACAAUGCGGAGAAAAUUAAAACAAGAAUUAUUUUUGUACGCAUGAGACAUGAAAGAGAAAAAUGAACGAAUAAUUGGGAAUGAAUCUCUCUAGGCAUUAUAGGAAAUUUUUAAUUGGUUAGACAAAAAAUCAUAAAAAAAACAAAACCUAUAUAAGUUCCUCUUUUUUCUUAUUACAUUAAUAAGUGACUUAGAUAUUAAUCCAUGACAAGAAUAUGUAAAAUAUAAAAGAAAAUUCUAGUUUCAACCCGGAAUAAAAGACUUUAGUGUAUCUGUUUUUAGAGUAUACGUAUUUUUUUUUAAAAAAGAAACAAUCAUUCUUUACUUAUGAGUUGAAACAUACGAGAGAAGAGAAAAACAAAUAAUAUUUAUUAGUUAGGAAAAAUUAAGUGUUAAAAGUGAAAACGUGAACAUUUUUAUGCAGAACAAAGUGCCAGAGAGAAAUCCAAAAUUAAUUUAUGCCAAACAAUUGUAAUGCUAGAUAUAGAACAAAUAUAUGACCCUUUUUAAGUGUAAAAAAAAACUUGUGGUAAUAUUAUAUAGUGAGAAAAUUUGUAUAUAAUCUAGAAAAUAUUUAAAUUAUAAAUCUACUUAUGCAUAUUCAUUACGAAAACUACACAUUAUAUUCUGUAAUAUUGUAAUAAAUGUACAGAAAGAAAUAAUACAUUUUAUUAAAGACCAA
Molecule: messenger RNA, 5417 nt
Organism: Phlebotomus papatasi
Lineage: Eukaryota; Metazoa; Arthropoda; Insecta; Diptera; Psychodidae
Product: facilitated trehalose transporter Tret1-like
Exons: 5
Coding region: 2784-4253 (489 amino acids)
Biological process (GO): transmembrane transport; carbohydrate transport
Cellular component (GO): membrane
Molecular function (GO): sugar transmembrane transporter activity
Source: RefSeq, a predicted model, not a curated record